CAGCCUCGUGACCGGCCCUCCACCCCGUGUGGCGGAGUGCUGUGGCGGUGGGGUGCAGACCGACCCCCGCACCGACCGCGCCCGGUCAGGGAGCCCCGCGUCCCCGUGUCCGAGGAGGGCCGGCGCCGGCCGCCAGCGCGAUGGACAGGAGCCUGAGGAACGUGCUGGUGGUCUCCCUGGGGUUCCUGCUCCUCUUCACAGCCUACGGGGGGCUGCAGAGCCUGCAGAGCAGCCUGUACAGCGAGGAGGGCCUGGGCGUGGCGGUGCUCAGCACGCUCUACGGCGCCAUGCUGCUGUCCUCCAUGUUCCUGCCGCCCCUGCUCAUCCGGACGCUGGGCUGCAAGUGGACCAUCGUCGCCUCCAUGAGCUGCUACGUGACCUUCUCCCUGGGCAACUUCUACGCCAGCUGGUACACCCUGGUGCCCACCUCCGUCCUGCUGGGCCUCGGCGCAGCGCCGCUGUGGUCCGCGCAGGGCACCUACCUCACCACCGUGGGGAACGCCUACGCGGAGAAGGCGGGGCAGGCCGGCAGAGACGUGGUGAGCCGGUAUUUCGGCAUCUUCUUCCUCGUGUUCCAGUCGUCCGGCGUGUGGGGCAACCUCAUCUCCUCGCUGGUGUUCGGCCAGACGCCCACUCAAGGCCCCGUGUCUGAGGAGCAGCUCGAGUCCUGCGGGGCCCGGGACUGCCUGAUGGCCACGGCGCCCGGCAACAGCACGCAGCGUCCCACCCAGCAGCUCAUCUACACCCUGCUGGGCAUCUACACGGGGAGCGGAGUCCUGGCGGUCCUGCUGGUGGCGCUCCUGCUGGACCCGCUGGGAGAGCCUCAGCAGAGGAGCGAAGGCCGGACGCCCUCCGUCUGUUCCACCUUGCUGUCGACCUUCAGGCUCCUGAGAGACCGGCGCCUGCGCCUGCUGGUGCUGCUGCCCAUGUACAGCGGGUUCGAGCAGGCCUUCCUGGCGGGCGACUACACGCGGUCCUAUGUCACCUGCGCCCUGGGCAUCCACUUCGUGGGCUAUGUGAUGAUCUGCUUCUCGGCCACCAACGCGCUGUGCUCCGAGCUGUACGGGAAGGUGUCCCAGUACACGGGCAGGAUCCCUCUCUACGCGUUCGGCGCCGUCACCCAGCUGUCCUGCAGCGUUGCCCUCCUGCUGUGGAGACCCAGCCCCGACCAGCUGGCCGUGUUCUUCGUGUUCUCGGGCCUGUGGGGCAUGGCCGACGCCGUCUGGCAGACGCAGAACAACGCCCUGUACGGAGUCCUCUUCGACAAGAACAAGGAGGCCGCCUUCGCCAACUACCGCCUCUGGGAGGCGCUGGGCUUCGUCGUCGCCUUCGGGUACAGCACCUUCCUGUGCGUCAGCGUCAAGCUCUACGUCCUCCUGGGCGUCCUGGGCAUGGCCAUGCUGGCCUACGGGACCGUGGAGCUCAUGGAGGCCCGGCGGCUGGCCGGGCCCCUCGCGGCGGAAGCCUCGGGACCCGCGGAGGGCGGGGAGACGCAGACGAAGAUGUGAAGGCGGCCACGCCCCGCCGGGGCGGGGCGUUGGCGUUGGC
Messenger RNA from Phyllostomus discolor (pale spear-nosed bat), 1548 nucleotides. It is a transcript of the gene UNC93A, whose product is annotated as unc-93 homolog A. The coding region runs from base 141 to 1508 and encodes 455 amino acids. The transcript has 8 exons. NCBI's taxonomy places the organism in Eukaryota, Metazoa, Chordata, Mammalia, Chiroptera, Phyllostomidae. The record is from RefSeq and is a predicted model, not a curated record.